Molecule: messenger RNA, 1805 nt
Organism: Bicyclus anynana (squinting bush brown)
Lineage: Eukaryota; Metazoa; Arthropoda; Insecta; Lepidoptera; Nymphalidae
Product: U11/U12 small nuclear ribonucleoprotein 48 kDa protein
Exons: 6
Coding region: 220-1644 (474 amino acids)
Source: RefSeq, a predicted model, not a curated record
UGUGUUACUGUUAUAUAAAAAAAAAACUAAUAUGAGUAAACAAAUCCAAAUUUUGUGUUUUGAAUUCUAAAAAAUUCACGGACGUGUUUUUUAUUCUGAGUGUAAUGAAGUGAAUUGUUAGAGUUUCAGCCUAAAAUGCGUAAAGAAAAAUACUAAUAGGAAUCAAUAUAUUGUACAUUUUGGAGUUUUUUAAUAGGUUACGUUCAGACACGAUAGACGAUGUUUUCAAGACAAGAACAGUUGUCUGAAAUACAGAGCUUUAUUAAAGAUGUUGAUAAAGAAGUAACAAUGAUAUUACAAAGUCUGCAAUGGGAUAGAAAACUAUUAUUGCAGGCAAAACCAAAGGAAACAUGUAAAUAUAAUGUAAACCAUAAAAUUCCACCUGUGAGCCUGGAGGAGCAUGAAGAGAAAUGUGUUUUGAAGUGUCAGGGCUAUGCACCUGAUGAUGUCUUCCUGCCUGAUGUGUUUGACCCUAAUUCCAGUACAGUUAUAAAACUUUCAUCUGAAAAUAUUCAGGAUGUCAUCAACUAUGCUUCUAAGACUGAUCCAUUAUUUAAAAGAGGUAAUGGGACCGUGACAUGUGAGCCGCUGACUCUGGCCCGGCUCCAGGCAACUUACACAGCGGACGAGAGAAGAGCCAUCUAUGAUGUAGUCAUCAGCUCCAGGCCUGCGUGCGACGAGCUCUCUGACUUGGCAUUAGGAGAUAUGGGCGCAGCAUCUCAGGGAGAGAGCAAGCACAAGUCGAAGGUGGAGCGGCUGGCCGAGCUGCGCGACAUGCGGCGCCGGCGCACCAAGUACAGGGUGGCCGCGCGCUCGCGCAACUACUCGCACACGCUGCGCGGGCUCAUCGACACGCAGAUGGAGAUGUACGCUGAAGCACAAGGUCACACUAAAUCACACGACAAAAUAGAUUGUAACGUUGCAAAUGUUACAGAAAAACCGCAAAGUAAAAGUUUGGACACAUCAUCUGAUAACAAUACAACUAAACACCGAGGGACUGAAGAAAGGAGUAAACACGAUAGAAGAUAUCAUUACAGUGAAACUGAGAACAGAAGAAAACGCGAUUAUGAAGAACAUAGAAGGUCGCGAAACUUUGAAAAAGAUAGAUAUCGAACUACAACAGAAGAUAGGGAAACUCGCGUUGAUCAAAGACAUAAAAGGCAAAAACAUAAUAGGGACUCUUGUAGAGAAGAAAUAGAUGCAAAUCAUAAAAAUAGAAAUAUUAAGGCAGAAAGAGUUAGUGAGAGUAGAAUAUGCAGUCCAAGGUAUUCUGAAAAUGAAUCGGAGGUGCGAUAUACCAAAGAUAAACAUGUCAAUUACGUUAAGAAUGAAAACAAUAGCCAUGACAGAACUAAAAAUCAAAGAUCUCGCGAAUAUGACACGCAAGAACGAUAUAGCAGAGAUAAAGGUGUAAUUUACAAUAAAGAGGAAAGAGACUACAGUUCUAAUUCACGAGACAUUCAGAAAUAUUCUGAAAGCAAGAAGGAGGAGCGAUAUUACAAAGAUAAAGAUAGAAAUUAUAGCAAGGAAAAAAAGGAAAUACAUAGUUUCCAUUCAAGGGAUAGAAAACGCGAGAGAGAUAGAGAUGAGCGAUAUAACAGAACUAAAGAUAGAUAUGGUUACAGAAAUGACAGGUCAGAGUGAAAAUAUGAAGAUUAUAAGAAAUCAAUAUCUAAGCUUGGAGUAAAAAGAAUCAACAUUUAAUGCUGUCAGAGAUAUCUGUACUAAAAAGGUGGUAGUGUUGAAAAUUAUAGUUACUAUUGUUAAGAAAAACAUUUAUUUUAAGUAAUAAAUAUUGGCUUAUU